AUGCCAUGGUUGGGCGAGCAUGUUUCGGGGCUGCCUAGGCGAGCAGACCUUGCAAGGGGAGAGGCGAGGGAGGAGCAGCUAUCCCUAGAUCUGGCCGUUGGGGGAGCGGGGCAGCAUGCUGGUAUAGUGAGCCCAACCGAGCUCACGCACGCAGGUGGGUGUGCAGAGCAUGCGGGUGAGCAGCCCAUUCAUGCCAAGUUCCAGGCGAGCCCAUUGUUGGGCGACGCAGGUGAGCGGUCAGGACAGUCCCUUGGUCUGGGUAGUCCAGCUGACAUGCAGGCUGAUCUGUGGAGUUCGGGUGAACGGUCUAUUCACGUUGGAAAGGCUGUCUAG
Ilex paraguariensis (yerba mate) is the source of this 333-nucleotide messenger RNA. NCBI's taxonomy places the organism in Eukaryota, Viridiplantae, Streptophyta, Magnoliopsida, Aquifoliales, Aquifoliaceae. The record is from the annotation of a GenBank genome assembly.